Messenger RNA from Morus notabilis, 897 nucleotides. Its product is annotated as hevamine-A. Gene Ontology annotation, biological process: carbohydrate metabolic process. Gene Ontology annotation, cellular component: extracellular region. The record is from RefSeq and is a predicted model, not a curated record. The coding region runs from base 1 to 897 and encodes 298 amino acids. The transcript has a single exon. Gene Ontology annotation, molecular function: chitinase activity. NCBI's taxonomy places the organism in Eukaryota, Viridiplantae, Streptophyta, Magnoliopsida, Rosales, Moraceae.
AUGGCCACGAAGUUGACAAUCUCACUAGCAUUGCUCGGUUCACUAAUUCUAGCAUUGGUGAUCAAAUCUGAGGCUGGAAAAAUUGCCAUCUAUUGGGGUCAGAACGGUAACGAAGGAACUUUGGAAGAAACUUGUGCAACUGACAACUAUGACUAUGUUAACAUAGCUUUUCUCCCAACCUUUGGCAAUGGCCAGACUCCAAUGAUCAACCUCGCGGACCAUUGUGACCCAUACACCAAUGGCUGCACCGGAUUAAGCUCCGACAUAAAAUCUUGCCAAGCGAAAGGCGUGAAAGUACUGCUUUCUCUUGGAGGAGGGGCUGGUAGCUACUCACUUGCCUCUUCUGAGGACGCUAGGCAGGUUGCAACUUAUCUUUGGAACAACUUCUUAGGGGGGAGUUCGUCGUCUCGCCCACUUGGGGACGCUGUUUUGGACGGUAUUGACUUCGAUAUUGAAGGAGGAACAAACCAACAUUGGAAUGAACUUGCCAAGUACCUUAAAAACUACAGCAAAAAGGGCAAAAAGGUUUACAUAAGUGCAGCCCCUCAGUGCCCUUUCCCUGAUGCUUGGAUUGGAGAUGCACUUAAGACUCACUUUUUCGACUAUGUCUGGGUUCAGUUUUACAACAAUCCGUCUUGCCAGUACUCCUCCGGGGACAUAAGCGGUCUCGUGAAUGCAUGGAAGCAGUGGACUUCAGAUAUUCCUGCCAAGAAGAUUUUCUUAGGACUGCCCGCCGCUCCUGAAGCUGCCGGAAGCGGCUUUAUUCCUGCGGACGAUCUCUCUUCUCAAGUGCUUCCCGCAAUUAAGGGUUCUUCAAAGUAUGCAGGAGUUAUGCUGUGGUCUAAGUACUAUGAUGACCAAACCGGAUAUAGUUCCGCCAUUAAGAGCCAUGUCUAG